Solea senegalensis (Senegalese sole) is the source of this 2849-nucleotide messenger RNA. Its product is annotated as leucine-rich repeat-containing protein 52-like. NCBI's taxonomy places the organism in Eukaryota, Metazoa, Chordata, Actinopteri, Pleuronectiformes, Soleidae. The record is from RefSeq and is a predicted model, not a curated record. The transcript is spliced from 2 exons. Gene Ontology annotation, cellular component: voltage-gated potassium channel complex. Gene Ontology annotation, molecular function: transmembrane transporter binding; voltage-gated potassium channel activity; potassium channel activator activity. The coding region runs from base 317 to 1297 and encodes 326 amino acids.
AAGACAUGGCAAACAUGUUGUGGCGCCACUGACCGUGUGAGUGGACGUCGCGCGGGUUCUCUGAUGGAAGAAACUCGAUUAAUUGAUGACAUUUCAAACAGCAUGCGAAAACACCUGCUUGUCAAGUUCCAGACAGUGGAUGAUGCGCGCUGGGUCAGCAGAUGAACUGAGACGCUGCGCGCAAGAGGUUGCCACAGGCGAGGGUUAGGUUUGACCUCUGCGUGGACAUUCACUCUGGGAGAAAGUGUUUAUCAAUGAAGAAUGUGACUGCGUCCGACUCUCUUCAAACGGGGUGGAUGAAGCCCUCGGCGGUGACAUGCGUCUUGCCCCGCAGCCAAGCGCGCAACCCUUGCGGCUCAUAAUUCUGCUCCUCGUCGCCACCGGCGUGACCGCGUCCCCGGUGAUCUCCACUGGCUGCCCGGACAGGUGCGUGUGCGAUGACCAGCUGGUGGUUCAAUGCGCUGGCCAACAUCUGACCACCUUCCCGGUCAACUUGCCGCUGGCCACGCGGCAGCUCAUCAUCUCCAACAAUCUCAUCGUGGAGCUUCCGCCGCUGUCGCUCAACUACCUCUCUGACCUGGUCUACCUGGACUGCAGCAACAACUCCCUCACGGAAAUAUCCGAGUCCACGUUUGGAAAUCUACGCAAGCUGGCCUACCUGGACCUCUCUUUCAACACCCUGACCCGGAUCGAGGACAGGACGUUCGGGCCCCUCGCCAGUCUGGUAAUGCUGAGGAUGACGGACAACCCGGGGCUCUCGGAGAUUCACCCUGACGCCUUCACGGAAAACGUGGCUCUUCAGGUUCUGGAUGUGAGCCGGAACAACCUGACGGUGGUGAACGUCACCUCCCUGCUCGCGCUGCCCGCCCUGCGCUCUUUGGGACUGAGCGGGAACCCGUGGAGUUGUGAGUGCGAAAAUGAGGACCUGUGUCUGUGGGUCCACCUGGAGGGCUUCAAGUUCCAAGAUGAGGGCCAGACAGUGUGCGGCUCCCCUGCAGACAUGCAGGGCCGUCGUCUAGGCGAGGUGGGCAUCCAGCUACGGACGUUAUGUCACCAGACUCUGGGCUCGUGGGACUACCUCUUCUUUGUCGUGAUUGGCUUUGUCAUCUUUGCCGCCGGCACCGUGUCUGCCUGGGUGAUGGGCGUCAUCAUGGUGCUCUACGAGCGCUACAUCAAGAAGAAAGACGGACAGCUCGACGUCGACGAAGAGGAGGACGACACCAGCGAGACGGGUCGUACCUCGGGGGCCAGGCGUGACCAUGGCAACGGGAAUUUAAAAACCCCACAUGAUGUUUGAGAGAUUAGACGUUACCCUGCUCGCUAUGGAUACCCACAGUGCCUCCUGUCAACUUCCAGGACUGUCUGUGAAGCGUAAUGAGACUAAAGUGAGUCUGUUUAACAGGCUCUGCUCUGAAAGAGAAAAGACAGAACUCAUCUGAUGUGGGGAGAAUCAUUCGACUCAUUUGUAGUGGCUUUCAGGUGAUGUAACACUCACUCUGGCUGCCGGAGUGGAGGUCUACGUGACAUUUGAGUGGGAAAUUGGUCAUCCCUGCUGAAAAAACAGUCCAUUAUUAACGGUGGUUAGCGUUUACCACUGGAUAUUCUGAACACAAGCCAGUUUUGGUUCAUGUACCAGCAACAGAGGUGUAACUUUCCGGCUUCAUGAAAUACACUUUCUUGUCGAGAGGAAAAUGAAAAGAUGAAGAUGUGUGUACAUGGUGAAUCGGCUGUUCCUCAGCGUUCGGGUUCAGUGUGUAAGAAUGACUUAGCGUCUCGUCUAUGCAUCGUAGCUUUCAAUUCAAAAAGCAGCAGUCACGGUCUUUGUUGGUUCAUCUAAAGUACCAAUAAAAUGCUUAUUCUAAGGCUACAGAAACUAAACAAUUUCUAUUUUACAGCGAUUAUACACUCAUUCAGACAUACUAGACGUAAUAGUGUAUUCAAUUUCUGCCAUAACCCCCCGCCUAAAUGUUCCACACUGGACCAGAAUCUGGAAACAGAGGAAGCUGGAAGCAGCUGUUCAAUAGACAGAUAAUGAGAUUUUUAAAUCUCAUCUCAUUGUAUUUUCUUUAACUGCCACCUUGGGUCAACCAAGACCGGCAAUGUACAUCCAUUUACGUGAGCCACUGUAAAACAACUUUACAGAAAUCAAAUUGAUUCAUAUAGUGCAUGAUUUGAUAAUUAGCAACUGCAGUCCCACAAGAAACCACCAGUCCUUUUAUAGCCAUCCCAAAAUCUGAAUUGGAGAUAAAAUUAAGGUCAACUGUUUUCCCCUCAAACAACUAAAUUCAUGUGUGUGUAUAAUCUGGACAGACACACUUGCCACUAAUUUAUCAAACAGCUGUAUUUCUAGAGCGAAACACCAAAAAGCACAGUGGACGCCUGUGAUGGCAUUCAGCUUCUGAGAGUUGAGUCUCCCACGGCUUCAGAGCAUCUUUUGCAGUUAUUCUGCUCAUCAGUGAGAACGGAAGAAGAGUGAAGAAUCCAUUUAUGUCCAAGUAAAAGUGCUUAUGAAGAAACGAGUGCACCAGCCUGUGCUCUCUCUCUGAUGGUGUGGAGGUUACAAUUCCCAGCCUCAGCCAGCGCGUUUGUGUGGAGGUUCUUCAGUAUUUAUGAAGUUGCGAGCCAACACGUACCAUCUGCUGAGGUCUUCUUUGGCAGCAGGCUCUGCCGAGUACACGACGACUGACUACUUCUUUGUUAUCCUUGCUGUGUUGUUGGUUUGAGUGUGGUGCCCUGUCAUUUUCUGCAUGCACUGCUGAUGCACUGAGAAACCCCGACGAGAUGACCAGUGUCAGUCAGCCAUUUAAAGCUGUAGUGUGAGACUUUUGAAUAAAGACAUUCAAACCGUU